This is a messenger RNA of Hyalella azteca, 1125 nucleotides long. RefSeq lists its product as uncharacterized. The transcript has a single exon. The coding region runs from base 1 to 1125 and encodes 374 amino acids. Lineage: Eukaryota; Metazoa; Arthropoda; Malacostraca; Amphipoda; Hyalellidae. The record is from RefSeq and is a predicted model, not a curated record.
AUGGCUACGGCAGCAGCCAAGCAGUGCCACAAGCCACCAGGAUGGCUACGGCAGCAGCCAGGCAGUGCCACAAGCCACCAGGAUGGCUACGGCAGCAGCCAGGCAGUGCCACAAGCCACCAGGAUGGCUACGGCAGCAGCCAGGCAGUGCCACAAGCCACCAGGAUGGCUACGGCAGCAGCCAGGCAGUGCCACAAGCCACCAGGAUGGCUACGGCAGCAGCCAGGCAGUGCCACAAGCCACCAGGAUGGCUACGGCAGCAGCCAGGCAGUGCCACAAGCCACCAGGAUGGCUACGGCAGCAGCCAGGCAGUGCCACAAGCCACCAGGAUGGCUACGGCAGCAGCCAGGCAGUGCCACAAGCCACCAGGAUGGCUACGGCAGCAGCCAGGCAGUGCCACAAGCCACCAGGAUGGCUACGGCAGCAGCCAGGCAGUGCCACAAGCCACCAGGAUGGCUACGGCAGCAGCCAGGCAGUGCCACAAGCCACCAGGAUGGCUACGGCAGCAGCCAGGCAGUGCCACAAGCCACCAGGAUGGCUACGGCAGCAGCCAGGCAGUGCCACAAGCCACCAGGAUGGCUACGGCAGCAGCCAGGCAGUGCCACAAGCCACCAGGAUGGCUACGGCAGCAGCCAGGCAGUGCCACAAGCCACCAGGAUGGCUACGGCAGCAGCCAGGCAGUGCCACAAGCCACCAGGAUGGCUACGGCAGCAGCCAGGCAGUGCCACAAGCCACCAGGAUGGCUACGGCAGCAGCCAGGCAGUGCCACAAGCCACCAGGAUGGCUACGGCAGCAGCCAGGCAGUGCCACAAGCCACCAGGAUGGCUACGGCAGCAGCCAGGCAGUGCCACAAGCCACCAGGAUGGCUACGGCAGCAGCCAGGCAGUGCCACAAGCCACCAGGNCUCAUCUGUCGUGCUGUCUCAUCUGUCGUGCUGUCUCAUCUGUCGUGCUGUCUCAUCUGCCGUGCUGCCUCAUCUGUCGUGCUGUCUCAUCUGUCGUGCUGUCUCAUCUGUCGCGUCAGACACACCACGUCUCAUCACUUGGCUUCACAAUACAUCACGCGUCAUCAAGUUUCACCAAAUAAUUACCCGUCAUCAAUUACCAAAAAUGAAGAUAAUUACUGA